UCCUAAUCCAUCAGUUUAUCAUUAUCAUUCCUGCAACCAACACCGGAUCAACUAGCAGAGGCACUGCGAGCUCGCCAGGCUUCCAGAGCGUACAGGGUGGCCGAUCGAUCGAUCCACCGGCAAGCAAUGGCGGCGACAGGGAGCGCUAAGGGCCUCCGGUUCGCUGCAGCGUGCGGCGUCCUCAGCCGCUGCAUCAAGGCGGCGGACGCGCGGCCGGCGCCCACGGUCGUCCUCCCCCUCAUGCCCGGAGCGGAAGUGCCCGCGCAAGACGAGCACGCGGGUCCUGCGCCGGAGCACGCGCAGAUGACUAUCUUCUACGGCGGGCAGGUGCAGGUGCUCGACGAGGUCCCGGCUGACAGGGCGGCCGAGCUGCUCCGUGUCGCAGCUGCCGCAACAGGUGGCGACCUGCCCAUGGCGAGGAAGGCGUCCCUGCAGCGGUUCAUGGAGAAGAGGAAGGGCAGGCUCGCCGCGCGCGCCGUCCCCUACAGCCGGCCCGACGGCGAUGCGUCCUGUUACCGUCUCACGCUUACGCUCUAGUUCGUGUUCAAUCGUACUCUAGAGUAGCCUGAGAUGUGUGUAAUUUACGGUCGAUGUGUGUCUUUGCUCCCAAUUAUGAUCAAGAUUCUUGCUCUGAAUUAUGGUCAGAAAUUCC
Messenger RNA from Triticum aestivum (bread wheat), 652 nucleotides. Its product is annotated as protein TIFY 11e. Lineage: Eukaryota; Viridiplantae; Streptophyta; Magnoliopsida; Poales; Poaceae. Gene Ontology annotation, cellular component: nucleus. The transcript has a single exon. The record is from RefSeq and is a predicted model, not a curated record. Gene Ontology annotation, biological process: regulation of defense response; regulation of jasmonic acid mediated signaling pathway; response to wounding. The coding region runs from base 127 to 537 and encodes 136 amino acids.